GCUGGUGGACUAUAAAGGUUGAAACUUCGUCUCAUUUUCUUGGCAACCAAACACCUUUCUACUCCCAAAACAAGAAGCAUACUUUGCUACGCAAAUGGCUUCUCUCUAUGUUUCUCUCAAGACCCCACUUUUUCAGCCGAGCUGUAUCCGCCGCCGUCAGCAGGCGGCGGCGGCGGCAUUUGGAAUCAAUGGUCGGAGAGCUCCGACGGUUUGCAUGAGCUUGGGAGUGGAGGCGCCGGAGAAUGCGACGAAAUCUGAGGGGUUUUUGAAGGGCAAGGAGGUGAUGGAGACGGAUGCGCGUGUUAUAGUUGGGACGUACGCGCGGUCGCCGGUGGUUUUGGAGAGCGGCAAGGGGUGUAAAUUGUACGACGUUGAAGGGCGAGAGUAUUUGGAUUUGAGUUCUGGGAUUGCGGUGAACGCUCUUGGCCAUGGCGAUGAAGAUUGGCUCAAGGCUGUUGUUGAACAGGCUGGAACCCUCACUCAUGUCAGCAAUCUUUACUAUUCCAUGCCUCAGGUGGAGCUUGCAAAGCGCUUAGUGGCCUCUUCUUUCGCUGAUCGUGUGUUUUUCGCAAACUCUGGAACUGAAGCAAAUGAAGCAGCUAUUAAGUUUGCAAGGAAGUUUCAAAGACACUCGCAUCCUGAUGCGAAAGAGCCAGCCACAGAGUUCAUCUCAUUCACCAACUGUUUCCACGGAAGAACAAUGGGUGCUCUUGCUUUAACAAGCAAAGAGCACUACAGAACACCUUUUCAACCAGUCAUGCCUGGGGUGACAUUUGCAGAGUAUGGAAACAUACAAGCUACAAAAGAUUUGAUCAAGCGCGGGAAAACAGCGGCAGUUUUUGUUGAACCCAUUCAAGGCGAAGGGGGCAUUUACAGUGCCACGAAGGAGUUCUUGCAAUUUUUACGCCAGGCUUGUGAUGAUGCUGGUGCUCUUUUGAUCUUUGAUGAGGUCCAAUGUGGUUUAGGCAGAACUGGAUCUCUCUGGGCUCACGAAGCUUAUGGUGUCUUCCCAGAUAUAAUGACACUGGCCAAGCCUCUAGCUGGUGGCCUACCAAUUGGAGCUGCACUCUUGACUGAAAGAGUUGCUUCCUCAAUGGCUUAUGGUGACCAUGGAAGCACAUUUGCUGGUUCACCUCUUGUAUGCAAUGCUGCUCUUGCUGUUCUAAAUAAGAUCUCAAAUCCUAAUUUCUUAAACAGUGUCUCUAGAAAAGGUCUCUACUUGAAAGACAUCUUAGAACAGAAAUUGGGAAAGAAUUCACAUGUGAAGGAAGUUCGAGGAUUUGGAUUAAUCGUCGGAAUUGAGUUGGAUGUCCCAGCAACACCAUUUGUUGAUGCCUGUCGAAAUUCUGGGCUUCUGGUAUUAACUGCUGGAAAAGGUAAUGUGGUGAGGCUUGUGCCACCGUUGAUCAUAACUGAGCAGGAGCUUGAUCAUGCGGUUGACAUUAUGUGCCAAGCUAUACCUGUUCUAGAUGUGAAUGUUUCAAAUUAGGAGAAAGACAAGCUGCAAUUGUUUAAAAUCCUUUACCAUUGUUGCUUGUUGUAUUUCAUAUGAAAAAACAAUGGGGACUUGCCCCUCAAAUGUAGUUCAAGCUAUGGUAGUGUGUUGGCUUGUGAGGUACAGCAAAUUCUGUAAUUUAGUUUACUGGCAUAACACUUUCAUCUCUUUAUGUUACAGGCCUGGAGUUUUGUUAAAUAAAUUGCCAUUGAGAUGA
This is a messenger RNA of Humulus lupulus (European hop), 1712 nucleotides long. RefSeq names its product acetylornithine aminotransferase, mitochondrial. The record is from RefSeq and is a predicted model, not a curated record. Gene Ontology annotation, biological process: arginine metabolic process. NCBI's taxonomy places the organism in Eukaryota, Viridiplantae, Streptophyta, Magnoliopsida, Rosales, Cannabaceae. Gene Ontology annotation, molecular function: pyridoxal phosphate binding; transaminase activity; identical protein binding. Gene Ontology annotation, cellular component: chloroplast stroma. The coding region runs from base 95 to 1489 and encodes 464 amino acids. The transcript is spliced from 3 exons.